AUCGACUUGCUCAAAAACACCUUCGACAAAGCAAAAGCCAGUCUGGACUUCGAUGCGUCUCCAGUCAGUAGUGUUAUCCAAUGGGAAAAGCGGCUUAAGGCCGUGGAUCAUUUUCUAACAGAGUCACGUACUGCCCUCAAUGACGUCAUCGACAAGGGGCGGAGUCUGGCGAAUAGCGGUCGUAUGGAACUCGACACUCAUCGUGCGAUAGAGAAGCUCGACGACAUCGUCGAUAUCGCCGAUCAGCUCGAAAUGGAGCUGGACGCCCAGAAAUCGGUCCUCGAUCCACUUCUGGCCCAGGCCGAAGCUGUUGACAAAGAUCGCGAAGCCGCCGAAGAGGAAAAAAAAAAAAAAGGGUUUGGGGCCACGCGGCAAGACCUUGCCGAUCGUGAUGCACAGUUUGCUGCAUUGUCGCAGCGAGCCGCUGCGAUUCACGCCGCACUACCGGGUAAGUCGAGCGCGAGCCGUGAUAGCACGCUGACAGCCCUGGGCGACAAGCUGGCGCGCCUUGAAGCGCUGCUGAUGCAGCCAGCGUCACGACCGAUGGCCAAUGCGACACCAAUUCGAACGUCGCCUGACCGGACCAGUAUGAGCAGUAUGGGCCCACUAGCGAUGGAAGUUGGUAACGUAACCGACGCCUAUACCACCGAAGAAGAGAUGAAGGACGAACAUUCAGAGGCACCUGAGGCCGUCAAGGCGAAAGCCGUUGAAGUUGCUGCUCCCAACGAAGAUAAGCCGGAGGAAAAGCCAGAAGCGACUGAAGAACAGCCUAUUGAAGAAGGUGAACCGAAUGGUGAAGGCCCCAGGCCGGAACCGCAGCCAAGGGAAAACAUCCCCACGGCCACCCAGGAUGGCGCCCCGUCGCCGAAGAUCCGCAAGAUACUUUUGCCACCAGAAAAAGUGCAACCGGAAGAAAAAGCGCCACUUGAACCCGAGCAGACUUUGGAUGAUGUCGAAGAUAUUGCAAUUGAUGAGCCAACAAUCACGGUCUCCUUUGCACGGCCGACGAUGGUCACAAUGAGCGUCGAAGAGGACCUUAGCAGUGCGGCUGAACCUCCGCCAAAAGCCCCUUCGCCCUCAGCGGAUGAGAUGGAGAAGGUGUACAAAACUUUGGAUCUCAUCGAAGAGGCCAUAACGGCUGAUGAACGAUAUCCUAUGGAAGGUGUCGAUGACUUCGAGGAAAGAUAUACGAAAAUGUCAGAUGAUCUCGAUCAAGCGCUACGGAAAGUAGAUGAGCAUCAGAUGACGAUGGACGUGCUCGAAGUGUCGCAUACACAGGAACGGGUGGAGGCGUUAAGAAAGGACUUGGAAACGCGACGACAAAAGGCCACAAAUGAUCGAGAAGAAUGGAAGAAGCUGGAGAGUGUGCUAUCGAGCGGAAAAGGGCUCGCAAUGGGCGACAAAGCGAUGGAUCGCUUCAAUGGACGGGAGACCAGUCCACGCUUGGAAGAACUUGAAGAACGACAGAAAAUCGUCGAAGAGAUGCUACCACGCGUGGACGCACUCGUCAUUGAUGCUGUUCGACGGCUGGGUUUGAUUCUGCCGCGUCUCAGCGACGGUAGUGAGCGAGCGACGGCGAUCCGUAAGCGCACACGCGACGUUGAGACGCGAUUCCGUGAACUGGUGCGAACGGUUCGUGAGGCCAGAGUUCGGCUUGACGCCAGGGCGGUUGACCAAAGUCAACUCAGACACGAUCUUGAAAAUCUACAGUUUUGGUUUGACGAAACAGCCGUCGAACUUGAUGUGGAUUUUAACCCGUAUGAUAUGAAAGCGAUUGAAGAAGCGAUAAAGGUGGCGACAGCUAAGAACGCACAGAUUGCUGAAAAGAAAGCAGCACUCAUUGCUCUGGAGAAUGCCAAAGAGCGUUUGAUAGCCCAGGCCAGUGUCGACCCAGCGGCCAAGCACGAUGUGCGACGAGGAGUUAGCGAAGUCGCGAAAAAAAUCGCUGAUUUACGCAGCGAUCUGGUCGACCGCCUACACCUACUCGCCCAGUAUAAACGUGACUGUGAAUCGUUCUGGCGACUAGUGGACGAUAUGGGGCGACGUGGCGCUGACCUACAGCGACGUUGCCAGGCCAUAAAUGAUGCCGUCAUUUUCACACCGUCACCAGACCACGUGCUGUCGUGCCGACAUGACGCAACGACGCUCAAGAACGAUAUCGCUCUCAUCAAGGAACGUGUUCAGCGGGCUAACGCCGAGCAUGUCAAGCUUGGCGGCAAGAGUGAAAAGAAGAUCAUCACUGUAAUCACGUCAUGCAACACAGCAAUAUCGUUCGCAAACGCGUUAGCUGAACCACCGGUGUCCACCGAUGAAUCGCUUCACGACUCCUCACAUUCGCAGAGUACGGUAGUAGACGCCUCGCAUCGUGAUGGUGCUAUUGCUAAAGCUUCGACAGCAGAGAUGAUCGCAGAAGAGGAAGGAGCUGUGAGUGAAGAUGAAACAAUAGAGCCUGAAUAUCAAGGCACACUGGAAUCCGUGACCGGGUCGGUUAAAGACGAAGAAAAACAGUGA
This is a messenger RNA of Ostertagia ostertagi, 2511 nucleotides long. NCBI's taxonomy places the organism in Eukaryota, Metazoa, Nematoda, Chromadorea, Rhabditida, Trichostrongylidae. The record is from the annotation of a GenBank genome assembly.